Molecule: messenger RNA, 1527 nt
Organism: Diversispora eburnea
Lineage: Eukaryota; Fungi; Glomeromycota; Glomeromycetes; Diversisporales; Diversisporaceae
Source: the annotation of a GenBank genome assembly
AUGGCAACUAAAAUUUUUACAGAAAUUUUAAUUAUAAUUUUAAAAAAUGUUCAAUCAACUCAAGAUUUACGUUCAUCUUUAUUAGUUAACCGAUUCUGGUGUAAAGUUACUACACCUAUACUUUGGGAAUUAACUUUAUGUCAGGACCUUCAUUGGAUAAAUUAUAAGAAGAUGAGGAAGAAAUCAUUAUUUAUUCGAACUUAUUUAUCAUGCAUGGAUACCCAAGCCAGAACUUUAAUUACCCAAAAUGGGUUUGAUUUAUCAUCAUCACCACCUCAUGCUACUUUUGAUUAUCCAUCAUUCAUUCGUGAUUUUAGAAUUGAAAAUUUAGCUUAUUUUAUUUCCAUAUAUUCACAAAAAAUUAUUGUUUCAUAUUUAGAUAACUAUUAUAAUAAUAAUAACAAAUCCAUCAUCAUUAAAUCAAGAAUAUUAUUUUAUGAGAUAUGUAAAUUAAUAAUAAAUCGUUGUACAUUUUUGGAUUCUUUUAAAUUGACGAGAGUUCCCAAACUUUUAUUUGAAAAUUUUCUAAAUAGUGACUUAAUUUGUUCAAUUCUCAAGUUACCUAGUGCCUCAAAAAUAUUUAAGAAAUUAGAAACGUUUGUUUCGGCGACGAUAAAUGAUGAAUUAACUAGACCAUUAUAUGAAUCAUUAGCAUUAAUUUGUGAUAAUUUUUUAAAUAUGGAUUUGGAAUUUAAGUCGGAAUCUCAAGUGUUAUUAUUAGAAAAACUUAUUGGUGUUCAAAAACGGUUAGAAAAUCUAUCAAUUACAGACAAUGGUUAUAUAAAUUCUAAUUCAUUAUUAUGUGUUAUCAUUAAUCAAAAAAGAUUAAAGAGACUUCGUUUAAUAUCAUUAAGAUUUUAUAAUUUCGAGGAGAAAUCAUCACCAAUUGGACAAUCUACUUCACUUCAAGAACUUUAUAUUGAAAAUUGUUCUGGAUUGUAUAAAUUGGAUUGUUUAUUUUUUGCCUCAUUAUUUACUCAAUUGAGUAGUUUUCGUUUGAGAAAUACUUUCGAUGCAUUUCCUCGAGAUUUUAUUAUUAAAAUUUUCGAAACGGCAAAUGUGAAUUUAAAAAAUAUUUGUCUAGACUUAUGCCAAAGAAUUCCAUCUGAUGUCGUUUCAGCAAUUUUAAAUUAUUGUAAAAAGAUUACGGAAUUAGUUUUAUGUAAUUUAAGUUCUGAACAAGUAAUAGUUAUAUUUAAUAAUAAUUUUAAUGAUUUGAGGAGAUUUUCAUUUGAUUGUGUAAAAGGAUUGAAUGCUAAUAAAUUAUUAUGCCAAAUGGGUGAAAGUGUACCAGAAUCACUUGAAACUGUUGAAAUUAGAAUGGGAAUAUUUAGUGCUGAUAGUUUGCGAAAAUUUUUUGAAGGUUGGUGUCGUAAAGGAGUGGGGGGAAAUAAAAAGAUGAUUGUAAAACGACAAGUGCGAAGACGUAAAUUAAGUGAUGAACAUCGGAAAAUUAUUGAAAAAUAUGGAACGGAAUUAUACUGUCUCUUGUUCAAAGUAUCACCUUGGGAAGCAUUAUGGCAAUAG